AAUGUAUAAAGUGAUAAUGGGGAUCACAUUCUAAAAAUGUCAACAAAACAAUAAUUGUCAAAUUAUUAAGUUAAUAAAUGUAAAAAAAAAAAUCAGCUAAACUAAAAUUAUGGAAAACGAUGCGGAUGCUCCUCAGAAGCUAAAAUUUCCAAAAGCAACCAUUUUCCUAAUAGCCAACGAAGUUUUGGAGAGGUUUUACUUCUAUGGAUGCACAGCAAUCAUUGUCGUUUACCUCAAUAACGUUUUGGACUUCAGCGAAAGAGAUGCGAAGUCGCUUUUUCACGCAUAUUCCAUGCUGAUCUAUUUUUUCCCUCUGUUGGGCGGCGUAAUAUCAGAUAGUUGGCUGGGAAAAUUUAACACCAUCGUUGUUUUCACAGCGGUUUACUCAGUGGGUAGCAUUUUGCUUGCGUUGACCACAUAUAAUGCUUUAAAGCUACCAAAAACAGAACUUACCAUAACUUCCCUCAUGAUUAUUGCUAUUGGAGGCGGAUUGAUUAAGCCAUGCAUUCCAUCCUUUGGUGGAGAUCAGUUUAUAUUACCUGAUCAACAAAGUCAGUUGACUUUAUUCUUUUAUUUAUUUUAUUUUGCCGUUAAUGCAGGAAGUCUAUUGGCAAUGUUUAUUACUCCGCUUUUGAGAAGUGAAGUGGACUGUUUUGGUGAAACUGGAUGCUACCCUCUAGCAUUUUCAUUGCCGGCAGUAUUUAUGGUGCUAGCUUUAGUUGUAUUUUUUGUGGGUAAACCAUGGUACCGAAUCUUGAAACCUGUGGGAAAUGUGGUUGUUAACGUUUUUAAGUGCAUUUGGUAUGCCAUUCGUCAUCGAAAAGAAGAACCACCAGUAGACUAUUGGCUAGACAGAUCAGAACCAAAAUUCGGAGCAGAUUUGGUAAAAGAUAUCAAUGCUGUUGGUAGAGUUUUAUUGAUUUUCCUCCCCCUCCCUGUCUACUUUGCCCUUUACUAUCAACAGCACUCCGCUUGGGUCUUACAGGCUUCUAAAAUGGAUGGGGACAUUGGUUUUUACACCAUACUCCCUGAGCAAUUACAGAUAGUCAACCCUUUGAUGGUAAUUAUUUUAAUUCCAACAUUUACCUACAUCAUAUACCCUUUACUAGCCAAAUGCCGUUUGUUACGUACAUCCCUUCAAAGAAUGUGCUGUGGGGGUUUUAUAACAGUUGCCACCUUUGUGGUGUCUGGAUUUGUAUCCCUUGCCAUAGAGGCAUCUGAUCCAGUGAUGCCCGGAGCCAAAGAGGCACAUAUUAGAGUAUAUGAUCCCACUGAGUGUGACUAUCAUAUUAACAUCUCUGAGAAUGUUCUUGGAGAAUUCCCGGUUAGACCGAAUAUCGACGGUUAUAUGGAAUCACUUAAUACUCCCUUAAGUAGUACCAGCACAAAAGCAAAUCUCGAAUUCUUCAGUGCACACGGAAAUACAACUGAUCAUUUAACUUGCCCCAAUCAUUUAAUACCGAUACAUAUAAAAGAAAAAAAUGCUUAUUACAUUUAUGUAAAUCAUGAAGGGGCCCAUAUUUUCAAUGAUGUUUUGGAGAAAAGUAAAAGUGGACAACCAUUAGUCAGAACAAUAUUUGCAAGAAGCAAUGAAAGUAUCAAAUAUGAGUAUGCGGGAUCCCGAAAGAAAACCUUUGAGCUAAAAGUAAAUGGGAAACAAGUCAAUCGUGAACUACAGCAAGUACCUCAACCAGGAAAAUGGACCCUUUCUACAAACGAGAAGGAAAUAUUAACUUUUAGGCCAGGGGGAUGCUAUAUUGUUUUAGAAAAUGUCGCAAAAAAAACUGCUCGCUUAAUAACAAUGUUCAAGCCUAGUCCUAUACAUAUACUUUGGCAAUUACCACAGUAUUUUCUCAUUACGAGCGGAGAAAUUUUAUUCUCAAUCGCCGGAUUGGAGUUUGCCUAUUCUGAAGCUCCUGUAUCGAUGAAGGCGGUGGUAAAUGCGUUUUACUUACUGAACAGCUCUUUUGGUAACUUAAUUGUUAUAAUUAUUGAACAAUGUCAUUUUUUUAAACAACAGUCAUAUACGUUUUUUCUAUAUAGCUGUCUGAUGGCGGGAGAUAUGGUAAUUUUUACAGUGUUAGCGAUAAGGUAUAAGUACCUCAAUACUUUUUAAAGCCCUAGAAGUUAUUGAGGAACCGAAUCUGCCACAAAAGAUAUUAUAUAUAUAUAUAUAUAUAUACAUAUAUAUAUAGUGUUAAACAAUUGUUUUUUUUUAUUUGAAACUAAAUUUCAUUAAAUUUUACUAAACAAUGUUAUAAUGAAACCAAGCCUCUUAAACGAGAUAAUAAACAUUAUAAUAAUAAAA
Molecule: messenger RNA, 2308 nt
Organism: Anthonomus grandis grandis
Lineage: Eukaryota; Metazoa; Arthropoda; Insecta; Coleoptera; Curculionidae
Product: peptide transporter family 2-like
Exons: 12
Coding region: 110-2116 (668 amino acids)
Biological process (GO): transmembrane transport; oligopeptide transport
Cellular component (GO): membrane
Molecular function (GO): dipeptide transmembrane transporter activity
Source: RefSeq, a predicted model, not a curated record